AUGGUGGGCAGAGGAUGUGCAAAGACUAUCGCGAAUGAGCGUGCAGCCCGAAUUAGAGCCACCAAACAGCGCGUCUUCAUCUCCGGUCUAAAGGGUGACCACACGCUCGAAACAGGUGUCGCGUACCACUACCGAGGCCACUUCAUUUAUGCCUAUCCGGCCGGUAACCCAAUUGAGCCAGUGCCCUUCUCGACCAAAAAGGGCAUCAACAUCGUCGGAGUGGUUCAAGAUCAAGCUCCGUUCUACGAAUCCCAAAACUCAGAUCUUGUGUCUGAAAACACUGUUGCUGCUUUACAGAGGUCAUGCAUUCACGAGUGGGAAUGGCAGCAGGAACAAGAGAAGAGCAAGAAGCAAGAAACGAACGAAGCGCUAGAAGAGGAGAAAUCUGGAAAGAAGAAGAAGGAUAGCACGGCCGAGACUGAGGCUGUGGCAGGCAAUGCAAAGGAGAUUGAUGCCGCUUCAACACCCGAGGCAAGCGCGCAGGACCCGUUACCCAGUCAGGCUCCUUCACGUGUCCCGUCAUUCACGACACUGCUAGUACCCUCACAAGUAUCUUCGAACAUCGGCUCACGUCCCACCUCUCGCCCUCGACCAGUACCGCCUCACCGCACUUCAUCCUCCUCAACCAACGUCCCACGCAUCGGCGCCGUCGAAGCUCCUCCCACCACCAACUACACUCCGCAGACCUUCUUCCCGGUAACAAGCUACACACCGCACGACCGCGGCCACUACCUCGCCUACUCCGCUCCAGGUUCCCGCAACGCCUCCGUAGACAACACACCCUUUAUCUCACGCCCUGUAUCGCCAACCCACCGCCACGGUCUGAGCGUCCGCAGCGGACAGAACCAUGCCUCGCUCCGAUCCAUAGCGAGCACCUCGCGUCUGAAUCAACUUCUGGCCGCAGAAGGGAUCCGGCGAUCACUGAGCCCCCUCGCAGAUUUUGCAGGAGGUGGAACUGGAAGUGCAUCUCACCACCCUCCCCAAUGGCAGGAAGAAGAUAUGGGAGCCAACCUCUCCGUCUCACAGGGCUGGAUGCAUCCCGAAGACAUUUCCGCUUUCGUAGAAACUGUUUCACGCCGUCCAACUCCAUCGCCAUCCCGACUUUCGUCACGCUCGCACACGCGGAGCAGGUUUCGUAGCUGCAGUCCACGAGAUACUUCACCCGAUGAUGGUGGUGAGAGUGGUUUGUAUCUCCACGGUCUGGGUCAUCCAGACGUGAUUCGUAAGUCGAGGGCUCAGACUAGGGAGAAUAGUCCGUUCCGUGCACCGGACUAUCGGUCCCAGGAGAGUGCGGUGUAUUUAAGGGGGUUGGCGCAGAGGGAUUACGAGACGGGUGAUACGGGGUAUGAGUUGAAUGCUCCGGCUAGACAGGAUGAUGGUGGGUAUCCUGCGAGCACUGUUCAGCGCGAUACUUCGUCAUCGAGGGCGCAGACUCCCAUCGGUCAGGCACCUGCCGGUCUACGCGGAGGCUCAGGUCAGCAGCGCGACAUCACACCCGCAUUCAGCUUUCCAUCGGCCCGUCAGCCAGAAACAUCCUCUUUCCCCGCGUUCAUGGACCCCGUUCCGUCUCCCAGCUACAUUGUACAGGCCGAGAAGAAACCUAUAAACACCGGUCGACCACGCGCCGCUUCAAAAGCCCUAAACGAAGCUUACAACGCCGCGAACCCAUCAUCAACACCUCGACCUGUCUUCUCGUUCCCCUCACCCGACGAGCAGAAGGAAGGCAACAAUACCAGCGUCGAUGCCGAUGUUGGCGUCAAUACCGGGAACGCGGUAUUCACCGCCCGUUGUCCGAUCCAUUCAGAGUCAUGCAACGGUCAGGAUGUAGUGCAUACAUACAUCACGGAGCGUGCUAGAAAUGGUGCUGGAUUCAAGGAUUUGUUUCCGACGAUUGAGUGUGAGGAUGGGAGAGUGAUGGUAAAUUGGGCGAGGAUGAAGGAUGAGGAGAUGGAGAGGCUGAGGGGAUGAAGUGAAGUCAGCUGAUGGAGUUCAUCGACUACACUGCCAUGGAAAGUAUUGAAGGAAGGAGCGAUGUGGUAAUGGAAUGGAACAUAUGUGGAAGGGAAAACACACUGUACGAUACAUACACACACGAACGAGACGAAAACUGGAUAGUAGCAGGCCAUGUACGGACCUCAUUUCAGUAUAGACAUACAAAGAAACAGAUACCGAUAGUGUAAGGAAACAAAAGCCAGCGAUUAUGAUGCCGACAUAAAAGAAAACGGCUUGCUGACAUGCGCAGACAACACUGGGAUUGUACUUAUCC
This is a messenger RNA of Alternaria rosae, 2266 nucleotides long. RefSeq lists its product as uncharacterized. The coding region runs from base 1 to 1968 and encodes 655 amino acids. The record is from RefSeq and is a predicted model, not a curated record. NCBI's taxonomy places the organism in Eukaryota, Fungi, Ascomycota, Dothideomycetes, Pleosporales, Pleosporaceae. The transcript is spliced from 2 exons.